This is a messenger RNA of Suillus plorans, 969 nucleotides long. RefSeq lists its product as uncharacterized. Lineage: Eukaryota; Fungi; Basidiomycota; Agaricomycetes; Boletales; Suillaceae. The transcript has a single exon. Gene Ontology annotation, biological process: DNA strand elongation involved in mitotic DNA replication; DNA replication. The record is from RefSeq and is a predicted model, not a curated record. Gene Ontology annotation, cellular component: GINS complex. The coding region runs from base 27 to 611 and encodes 194 amino acids.
GUGACAGUGUCUCUUCGACCUUCACCAUGACAGACACGCGUCAGUUCGGUGAUCUUGCAACUCAGCUCAUUGCCGAAUCUCGUAGAUCGACCCUAACAGACACUCUUCUCAAAUACAAUGACAAUCUUGUCCGAUCCAUCAUCCGGGAACAACGCGAUCUCGAAAAAAUGACCGAAAACAGUCAGAACGUCACUCCAGCGAUGCUCAUCUAUCAAACAACCAUUGUACGAAACAAAAGAUGUCUUCUAGCAUAUCACAAGCACCGUAUGGAUAGACUGCGCGAUAUGUACUGGACCGCAGGAGGCGCUUUACCGCAUAUCCUCAGCAAUCAGGAUAUUCGCAGCAAGCUCUCUCCUCAUGAAGUCGACUUCCUCCGCCAAUAUAGCACGUCUGUGAUGGAUUAUCGUGCUGGUUUUUCCAACGAGCUCGAUAUCACAGCCAGUAUCACACAUCCGCCCAAAGACUUGCAUGUUCUGGUUCACGUUAUCAGGGAUUGUGGGAUCAUACAGACAGAGCUCGGGACCAUCGAUUUUCAGAAGGGACAGAGAUUCAUGGUUAGGAGGGCUGAUAUUGAACACCUCAUCGUGCAAGGUUAUCUCGAGGAAGUUUGAUAGUGCGCUGCAAAUUUUUCAUUAACAAAAAGGUUUUGACCAUGAUCAGAAAGGAAACACGUGGCGGUGUUUAUUUCUGGUGCUGCCAAACAACUCGGCACUUUGUCCAACGUGUCUACGCGUUACAUCAAGUACUCCACCACUAUGAUGCGACGUGGACUUCGCAAUUGCUCAAGAUUGUCAUCAAGUGCAUCGAUCUCACAAAAUCGCUUUCCUUCAUCUCCUAAAUAUCUGUCCACGCAUUUACGAAGGUUGUCAACCGCAACUCCUACGGCUUCUCCAUUCCUUACCGUCCAGCCAACAAACAAACGUUAUGAUCUCUCUUUUUCUGAGGGCCCUAGUCCUCCCAUGUUUACGC